AUGUAUCACAACCCUUCAGCGCGCUCGUGGAAGAGCAAACAUACUGUCAGGCCAUCUGUUUUGAAAUUCCACCAGACGUUACCAGACUACGGUAAGACGCCGCUUAUAAAACUACCGGCAAAAGUGGGUGAACAGCUGGGGGUUGGGACCAUUCUCCUCAAAGACGAGUCCCACCGCUUUGCCUUACCAUCCUACAAGAUCCUCGGAGCAUCAUGGGGAUGCGUCUGCACCAUCACCCACUGCCUAGGCAUUCUCCCAUCAGCGCCUUUAUCUCGAAUUAGGCAACUCGUCGCAGUCGUCCACUAUACUUUCUACACAGCUACGGAUGGCAAUUGGGGUCGAGCGGUAGCUCACAUGGCCAAGUUUCUGGGAGCAAAUGCCCUCAUAUACGUGCCGAAAGUCAUGGUCGAGGCGACGAAGCAGAAGAUCAGACAAGAGGGGGCUGAAGUGAUUGUGGUUGAUGGGGACUAUGAUAUGGCUGUGAAGGAAGCGGAAAGAGCUGCGAUUACACAGCCCCGUGGGUUGUUGAUUGAAGACACGGCUUGGCCAGGGUAUGAAGAGAUUCCGCAGUGGGUCGUCGAUGGCUACUCCACCAUGAUGGUCGAAAUCGAUGAGCAGUGUCAAGAGCUGACCGGCAGACCUCUCAACCUGAUCAUUUGUCCCGUCGGCGUGGGUUCUCUGGCACAAGCUGUAGUAGCGCAUUACAAGAGCCGAGAUGCGCCGUCUACGGUGAUGGCGGUCGAGCCUGACACGGCCGCUUGUUUAAAGACGAGCCUUGAGAGCGGUCAGAUGACGUCUAUAUCUACAGGCAAUACUACAAUGUGCGGUAUGAAUUGCGGCACGGUGUCGAUGACUGCUUGGCCAUUCUUGCGCAACGGUGUCGAUGCUAGCAUCACGGUCACCGAUGAUGAGUCUGCAGAGGCUCAAGAGAUGCUAAAAGACAUGGAGAUUAGCAUGGGUCCGUGCAGCGCCGCAACACUGGCAGCGCUAUUUAGCAUCUCUGAGGAGGAAAAGAGAAGUUGCAUCUCAAUCGUGAUUCGGUGA
Molecule: messenger RNA, 1044 nt
Organism: Letharia columbiana
Lineage: Eukaryota; Fungi; Ascomycota; Lecanoromycetes; Lecanorales; Parmeliaceae
Exons: 2
Coding region: 1-1044 (347 amino acids)
Source: RefSeq, a predicted model, not a curated record